AUGGGCAAGGACCCCGAAAAAGUCGUCAAGCUUCCUCCAUCAUGGGGUUACGGUCCCGAUGCUUAUAUUUGGCAAACUGAAAUGCAGCACAAUAUCCACUGCUUGAACUUCGUGCGCAAGUAUGCCUACUUUGACUAUUUUUACGGUCCGCAGUACAACCGGUUCGAAGACACGCCAAAAUUAGACCGCAUCCAUCUAUCUCAUUGCCUCUACGUGCUUGUACAGGACCUCCGCUGCCAGCCUUCAUUUAAUGCACUUACUUUCAAUUGGAUGGAUGGCUGGAAUACGCCAGCUACGGACUUUACGCCGCAACGGCAAUGUAUUGACCACGAACAAUGGCUUCGUUGGCAGCUUGAGAACAGGGUUGCUACAGAAGGACAAACCCUUCCACGGCCAACAGACCCAAAUCAGUUCAUGCAUGGUCCCCUUGGAAUGGAACAGUUGUGGGAAGAAAGACAAUAA
This is a messenger RNA of Aspergillus pseudoviridinutans, 462 nucleotides long. RefSeq names its product oxidase ustYa family protein. The transcript is spliced from 2 exons. The coding region runs from base 1 to 462 and encodes 153 amino acids. The record is from RefSeq and is a predicted model, not a curated record. Gene Ontology annotation, biological process: mycotoxin biosynthetic process. NCBI's taxonomy places the organism in Eukaryota, Fungi, Ascomycota, Eurotiomycetes, Eurotiales, Aspergillaceae.